Molecule: messenger RNA, 1134 nt
Organism: Malassezia restricta
Lineage: Eukaryota; Fungi; Basidiomycota; Malasseziomycetes; Malasseziales; Malasseziaceae
Product: eukaryotic aspartyl protease
Exons: 1
Coding region: 1-1134 (377 amino acids)
Biological process (GO): proteolysis
Molecular function (GO): aspartic-type endopeptidase activity
Source: RefSeq, a predicted model, not a curated record
AUGUUGCUGCUGCUACUGCCUUUCUUCGCUCUCUUCUUCGCCUCUCUCUCUUCCGCUGCUCGCAUCGAUCUCUUUCGUCAUCAAAAGUCAAAUUCUACCGACUUGAAGCCUGGACUACUCUCUCUUGUCAACAAAUAUGCUGCCAUCUCCCGUCGCCAUUUCAACAGGACCGGUGAGCACUUGAACAUCGUCAACUUCGACUACCUCAAUCUGCAAAAACGCGCCAAUGCUCAUUCUAACCUUCACAGCGAUAGGUCUUGGUCUGGCCAAAUUGAAGUCGGCUUCCCCCCUCAAAAGACUCUUACUUUGUUCGACACUGGCUCCUCUGACCUCGUCCUUGACAAGGCUGCCUACAACCCUAAAUGGUCUCUCUCCUCAAAGAAUCUCCACAAGCGGUUCGAUUUCUCCUAUGGCUCUCAGCAUGUGGCUGGUGAUCUGUAUACCGACAAGGUCGCCAUCGGUGGUGUCAAGGCUUCCAAUGUCCCCAUCGGUCAUGGCAAUGGCGACUUUAACAGUGGCAAUGGCGGCACUUUUGGCCUCUCCUUCUCCAAUUCCGAAAACAGCGCCUUUGACGUCCAACAGCUUCCUUUUACUUGGGCCGCCAAGAAGCAGCACCUCAUCCAAUCUAGCACCUAUCAAUUCACCCUUCGUCCUACUGGCAAAGCUACGUUGAACGUUGGCAGGGUCGACCUUUUCGAGCUCGCCGGUCCCAUCACUUGGUCUGACAAGAACACGGAUCAUACCUUCUGGAGGAUCACGACCGAACUCAAUGGCAACAAGAUCGAAAACGCUAUUGCCGAUACCGGUACCAACUUCAUUGGCGGACCUCCUGACCAAGUCAAGGCUCUGCUCGAUAACCUCGAUGGCGUUUCGGUCGAACUAGCCGAAGAUGGCUCGUACGGGGGCUUCUACAGCUGCCAAAACCCUCCCCAUUUGAGCUUCAAGGUUCUCGGUCAGACCUUCGACUUCCCUGAGCCUGCUAUGAAUUUUGGCUUUAAUGGUGACAAGUGUCGGCUGGCCAUUUUCAGUACACCAGGGAUGCAAGAAUGGAUCCUCGGCUCGCCCUUUUUUGAGACGGCCUCUGUCAUCCUCAACUAUGAUGUUCGCCGCAUGGGCUUCGCCAAGUACAGGUAG